AAUCUGUCUUCUAGCUCUAGUUUUCCUGCUUAAACCGUAUAAAGGGAUAGAUCUUUUGGGGCAACGUAAUCAAGCAAGAGAGAAAUUCACAAAACCAAAUAGUUGUACUAUAUAGAAUUAUAGAUGCGGUGACCGAUCGACAAGAUGGCGGGUUUAACGUGGUUGCCAGUCUUGGCAUCCUCACUGUUGAUGAUGGUAUCCCUAUUCCAUUCCUCACAAGCUGCAGGAGUUGCCGUCUACUGGGGUCAAAAUGGCGAUGAAGGAAGCUUGGCCGACACAUGCGCCAGUGGAAACUAUCAGUUCGUGAACCUGGCAUUUCUGACAACCUUUGGCGGUGGAAACACACCAGUAUUGAACUUAGCCGGCCAUUGCAACCCCGGCGCAGGCACCUGCACCUCCUUAAGUGUUGAAAUAAAUGAUUGCCAGAACCAAAACAUCAAAGUGCUGCUUUCCCUUGGAGGUGCGGUUGGAAACCAGAGCCUUACUUCCGCCGACGAUGCAAGGCAAGUCGCCACUUACCUUUGGAACAAUUUCUUGGGCGGUCAAUCACGUUCCCGCCCGCUUGGACAUGCUGUUCUGGACGGUAUAGACUUUGCUAUUGAAAGCGGGACAGGCCUGUAUUGGGACAAUCUGGCCAGGGCGCUCUCUGGAUUCAGCUCGCAGAAAAAGGUGUACUUAUCUGCGGCUCCACAGUGCCCGUUCCCUGAUGCUGAUCUAAGCACGGCUAUCAGCACUGGCCUUUUCGAUUAUGUCUGGAUACAAUUUUACAACAAUGGGCAAUGUCAGUAUUCGACUAAUGCUGAUAACCUGAUAGCGGCAUGGAACCAAUGGACCUCAGUUCAUUCCAAUCAGAUCUUCCUAGGAGUACCAGCAGCUCCAGCGGCUGCGGACGGAGGGUAUAUUCCACCGGAUGCGGUCAUUUCUCAGGUUCUACCAUCCAUCAAGUCCUCUCACAAGUACGCAGGGGUCAUGAUCUGGAACAAAUAUUUUGACAGCGGAUAUAGUUCAGCUAUCAAAGAGCAGGUUGCUGCUUCCAGCCCUUCGAUUGCUCCCGCCUCUGGCUCUCCUUCAUUUUCUGUUGGCCCUUCACGUGCUCCCACCCCUGGCUCUCCUUCAUCACCUGCCGGCCCUCGUAGUGGAAGAAAGAAAUCGAAGAAUUUAAGGGUGAAGUUAUAUGUUGUUGGUGCUGCCAUAGCAACUUCUCUAGCAGCUCUUGCAUUACUUUUCUGGUGUUGCAAAUUGCGAAAGAGAAAAGGCAACCAUCGAAACUUCAUGGGUUCAGAAAUGCCAGAGCUUGAUGACAAUGAAGAUGAUGAAUCACUGUUCUUCAGUUUUACAAGCAUAGAAAUUGCCACAGAUCAUUUUUCUGAGGAAAACAAACUUGGUCAAGGAGGAUUUGGUCCAGUCUACAAGGGCAAACUGGUUAACGGGUUAGAGAUUGCAGUUAAAAGAAUGAAUAGAAUGUCAGGACAUGGAAUUGAACAAUUCAAGAAUGAAGUCAAAGUAAUCUCAAAGCUGCAACAUCGAAACCUUGUUAGACUUUUGGGCUCCUGCAUUGAGAAAGAAGAGCGUUUACUGGUAUACGAGUACUUGCCUAAUAACAGUCUAGAUUCAGUACUUUUUGAUACAGCAAAGCGGAAUAUAUUGGAUUGGAAAAGAAGGUUGAAAAUCAUUGAAGGGGUCGCUCAGGGGCUUUUGUACCUCCACAAGUAUUCUAGAUUAAAGAUCAUCCAUAGAGAUCUGAAAACGAGCAAUGUUUUAUUGGACGCGGACCUGAAUCCCAAAAUUUCAGAUUUUGGAACCGCCAGAAUUUUUGGAGAGAAUGAAAUGCGCGGAAGUACAAUGAACAUUGUGGGGACAUAUGGUUAUAUGUCUCCUGAAUAUGCCAUGGACGGGGUUUACUCCGAGAAGUCUGAUGUAUUUAGCUUUGGAGUCAUGGUUCUUGAGAUCAUUAGUGGAAAGAAGAACACUUCUUUCUAUGAUGCGGAUCGUCACUUGAACUUAAUAGGACAUGUCUGGGAUCUAUGGACAGAAGGAAGAAAUUCAGAAAUCACAGAUUCGUGUUUGGAUGAAACGGUCUCAACAAGGGAAGCACUAAAAUAUGUUCACGUUGGUUUAUUGUGUGUGCAAGAAAAAGCAGCAGAUAGGCCAACAAUGUCGGACGUGGUAUCUAUGCUCCUCAAGGAAUCAAUGGCUCUCGCCACUCCUAAGCGACCAGCUUUUGCUGAAAUUAUGACUCUUAACAAUACCAAGUUGCCUGAAAAUCCAGAAUUUUGUUCUUUGAACGAGGUCACAAUUUCAGAUGUGCAGGGUAGAUGAUUAUUUCUUGGCCAGGCGUAUAUUUUCUUGCAGGGUAGAGAAAGGUGGGAAGCCGGCUGUAUCCUCAAGUUAGGGGUGGCCACCGGAGAUAAUCAGGUCUCAAUUCUUUUGUGGAUUCGUUUGGGAUUUGAAUUUGAUGACUAAUUAUUCAA
Molecule: messenger RNA, 2471 nt
Organism: Coffea arabica (coffee)
Lineage: Eukaryota; Viridiplantae; Streptophyta; Magnoliopsida; Gentianales; Rubiaceae
Product: acidic endochitinase SE2-like
Biological process (GO): carbohydrate metabolic process; protein phosphorylation
Cellular component (GO): extracellular region; plasma membrane
Molecular function (GO): ATP binding; protein serine/threonine kinase activity; chitinase activity
Source: RefSeq, a predicted model, not a curated record